Molecule: messenger RNA, 1282 nt
Organism: Copidosoma floridanum
Lineage: Eukaryota; Metazoa; Arthropoda; Insecta; Hymenoptera; Encyrtidae
Product: odorant receptor 49b-like
Biological process (GO): sensory perception of smell; detection of chemical stimulus involved in sensory perception of smell
Cellular component (GO): plasma membrane
Molecular function (GO): olfactory receptor activity; odorant binding
Source: RefSeq, a predicted model, not a curated record
AUGGCCAAAGGGGGAGGGAAGAAGGUGUGGACGUUUGAGGGUUUGUCGGGCACCCACGUGAAUUUGUUGCGUUUAAUCGGUGUUCUGCCGUUCGAGGGUCGGACGCUGGAGUUCAUCGGGAGCCGAAUCCUCGGGCUGUACUGUUUCGUCAUAUCGGCCAUUUACAACACAAUGUACCUGUUUCCCUUCGCGCGUAUGCUCACCAACGGCGACAAGGACUUUGACAUAGGCCUCCUUUGCGAGAUCGUCAUCAUCCAGAGCAUUUGCAUAAAGUACGUGAUAGUGUUUGCAAAGCGCGAGGAGUUCGCGAGGCUGCUGGGGAUGUGCAAGAAGUUGUGGCACCACGUGAGGCCCGAGGAGGAGAGCGGCACCGUAAAAAUGUUCGAGGCCAAGGCUUACAUAAUCAGGGCGUUUUUGAUGUACAGUUCUUCGAUAGCUUGCGUCACUUACAUUGUCACCGGUUACUGUGUCAGGCUGCCGCCCCUCGAGCCCAAUGGGACGGCGCGGCGCAUCCUUCCUUUUCAAUUUUACGUGGACGUCCAAGACGAGCCGAUGUACUCGGCAGUGGCGUGCCUUCAAUCAAUCGUCUGUUUCACCAUCGCGUUGAUUAUUCCGGGCUACGAAUCUACCGGUCUGUUUCUGAUUAUGAUGGCGUGCGGCUAUUUGAGGUGCAUCAGCGACAGACUCUACGCAAUGGCGCUGGACACACACGCCUCGCUAAAUACGGAGCUAAGCGAUGAUGACCGAGAGCAUGGCGUUUGGAAAAAAGGAGUCGCGCGAGGAAAGGCCCUAUCCAGGAAAGACGUUGUGGAGUGCGCUGUGUUUCACCAGGAAACUCUCAUAUUUUGCGAGGGCAUUGAGCGUUUCACGCGGUCGAUUUACAUGACGACCCUCUUGGGUGUACUUUACAAUCUGUCCCUAAUUGCGAUCAAACUUCUCCAGAGCGACAGCGACAGGUUCAGUUUGUUGUCGGUUUUCAUGCUGCAUUCGACGUCGCUCUACAUCUGCCAGUGGAGUCCCCAGCACCUCAUAAACGAAAGCAAGGGUGUGAGCAACGCCGCCUACUUCGCAACGAUGGAGCACGUGGUGUUCGACAAGGAGACCAACAAAAUACUCGCGAUUAUGAUGCUGCGAGCCCAGCGGCCCGUUGAAUUGACUGCGGGAGGCUACGUCAGAUUGUCCAUGCAAACAUUUGGCUCGAUGUUGUCGAACGCAUUCUCCUUCUUCACUGUUCUCCGCAACUUCAGUGGCUGAGGUGAUUUCAACUAUAUAUAGUCCGGCG